AUGAAACCAACUUGGCAGACAAUCCAGGCAUUGCCAGAUGGGACCUGUCUUCCAACUUAUGUUGUCUACAAAGCCACAAAUUUAUAUUCUGAUUCUGAAUGGGUGGAAGGAGGCCCUUGUGGGACACGAUAUAAUUGCACCAAAUCUGGUUGGUUCGAUUCUGAUGCCUUCGAGGAUUAUUUUAAAACAAUAAUAGUUCAAUGGGGGAAGAAAAUAUCAGGCCCAAAAGUCGUCAUUGGCGACAAUUUGUCGAGCCACAUAAAUAUUGAAGUCGUGGAGUUGUGUCAACAACAUGAUAUCCGAUUGGUAUUUUUAGCACCAAAUUCCACUCAUCUGACCCAACCUCUGGAUGUUUCGUUUUUUGGUCCACUGAAAAGGGAGUGGAGAAGAAUUCUACUUGAAUAUAAAGUCAAGAAUCCUGGUCAAACUACACUCAAUAAAAAACAUUUUCCUAAAUUGCUGGCGGAACUAAUUGAAAAAAUACAGCUGAGGGAAACAAAAAAUAUUAAAAGCGGCUUCAGAGCCACAGGUAUUUGGCCUCUCAAUCCAAUCAAUGUUACUAAGAGAAUACCAGAACUAUAUGACAAAGUUACCCAUGGAAUAGACAGUGCUUUACUAGAUUAUUUGAAUGAAACAAGAUCCCCAAAUCCAAUGACAGUGAAAAGAAGCAAAAAAAAAUUGAAAACAGAACCAGGAAAGUCAGUCUGCGUGGAAGAUAUUUCUAUAAAAGACAGUAAUACAAAGAAAACAAAUGCGACAAAUAAGAAUAAAAAACAUAUUAAUACGGAAGAAGACAUUGUGAUACCGAUGUUGAAUGAAAACACAGAAGAAAAGAUAGAGACAGACGAAGAAAUAGAGACGCAUAUAUUACACGAAGAAACAGGGCAAAUAGUAAAAAAAGAAUUCCAAAAAAUCACGUUGAAAUUCUUAAGAAAAAUAAAAAAUGCCAAAGGCAAGAAAUUAGCGUUCACGUACCCAAAUGUAGAAGACACUUGUGAAAUGAUGCACUUAAAUGACAUAAUUCUAGUAUUGCCUCAACCAAAUAUUUCGCGGAGGGCUCAGAUAAUAUUUGAUAUAAAUUUACGUGAAUGUAAUGUGCAAUAA
This is a messenger RNA of Parnassius apollo (apollo), 1104 nucleotides long. The record is from the annotation of a GenBank genome assembly. Lineage: Eukaryota; Metazoa; Arthropoda; Insecta; Lepidoptera; Papilionidae.